Messenger RNA from Lactuca sativa (garden lettuce), 843 nucleotides. RefSeq lists its product as uncharacterized. Lineage: Eukaryota; Viridiplantae; Streptophyta; Magnoliopsida; Asterales; Asteraceae. The record is from RefSeq and is a predicted model, not a curated record.
AUGAAGUUGCAAAUGUUAUUAGAGAAUGCUCCUUAUAAUUCAAAGUAUACUUCUGGAGAUAUUCAAAAUGAAAUUCUUAGUAUUAUUGAAAAUAAAGUUAGGAAGCAUAUUCAUAGUGAAGUCGGGGAUUCAUACUUUUGUGUCAUGGUUGAUGAGUUACGAGAUGAGUCUAAAAAAGAGCAAAUUGCCAUAGUUUUGAGUUUUGUUGAUGCAGAAGGGAUCAUACGGGAAAGGUUCUUGGAUUUGGUUCAUGUUAGGGAUACCUUAUCAUUAACCUUGAAAACAAAUAUGUGGAGACAACUUUUGCACUAUCAGUUUGAUGUUAGCAAAAUCCGUGGCCAAGGUUAUGAUGGUGCUAGUAAUAUGAGAGGGCAAUGGAAUGGAAUACAUGAACUUGUUAUUAAGGAUUGUCCUUAUGCAUAUUAUGUUCAUUACUCCGCUCACAAAUUGCAACUAGCACUGGUGGCUGCUUCAAGGGAAAUUAUUCCUAUACACCAAUUUUUUACAAACUUGAUUUUUAUAAUUAAUGUAGUUUGUGCUUCCAGUAAGCGUCAUGAUGAGUUACAAAAGGCAAAUGCAACUGAGAUUGAACAUUUAUUGGAACUUAGUGAAAUCGAAUCAGGUAAAGGAUUGAAUCAAGUUGGGACAUUAAGAAGAGCUGGUGAUACACGUUGGGGUUCUCAUUUUCGUCCCAUUUGCAGUUUGCUUAACAUGUUUGAUUGUACUUGUGUUGUUCUCCAAAGAAUAAUUAAUGAUGUAUCUGUUACUUAUUCUCAACGCGGAGAUGCUGAUGCAGCUUACUGUUACCUGAAAUCAUUUGAGUUUGUGUUUAUUCUUCACUAG